This is a messenger RNA of Choloepus didactylus (southern two-toed sloth), 966 nucleotides long. Its product is annotated as olfactory receptor 8K5-like. Gene Ontology annotation, biological process: sensory perception of smell; G protein-coupled receptor signaling pathway. The transcript has a single exon. Gene Ontology annotation, molecular function: G protein-coupled receptor activity; olfactory receptor activity; odorant binding. The coding region runs from base 1 to 966 and encodes 321 amino acids. Gene Ontology annotation, cellular component: membrane. The record is from RefSeq and is a predicted model, not a curated record. Lineage: Eukaryota; Metazoa; Chordata; Mammalia; Pilosa; Megalonychidae.
AUGGGCCAAAAGAACCUGACAGUCCUGCCUGAAUUCAUUCUACUGGGAGUCACAAGGCACCCUGAGCUGCAGGGUCCCCUUUUUGGGGUUUUCCUCAUCAUCUACAUGGUCACAGUGGUGGGCAACCUGGGCAUGAUCAUCCUGACCAAGGUGGACUCCCGCCUCCACACCCCUAUGUAUUUCUUUAUCAGACACCUGGCUUUCAUUGAUCUUGGUAAUUCCACUGUCAUUUGUCCCAAGUUCCUGGUAACUUUUGUUGUGGAGCAAAAUACCAUUUCUUAUUAUGCCUGUGCCACACAGCUGGCUUUUUUCCUUUUGUUCAUGAUCAGUGAAAUUUUCAUGUUGUCAUCCAUGGCCUAUGACCGCUAUGUGGCCAUCUGUAACCCUCUGUUCUACAGUGUUAUCAUGACCCAGAGGGUUUGCCAUGUGCUUGUGGGUAACCCCUACCUCUGCAGCACCAUCCAGUCUCUGACAUUUACUAUAAAGAUUUUUACUUCAACAUUUUGUGGCUCUAAUAUCAUCAGUCAUAUCUACUGUGAUGAUGUUCCCUUGGCUUCCAUGCUUUGCUCCAAUGCACAAGAAACAGGAUUACUGAUACUAAUAUUUGCAGCAUUUAAUUUGAUUUCCCAACUUCACUUAGUCCUAGUGUCCUACAUGCUGAUACUAAUAGCCAUAUUUCAAAUACAUUCAGCAAAGGGCAGGAAAAAAGCUUUCUCCACAUGUGGUUCUCAUCUAACUGUAGUGAUUGUGUUUUAUGGAACUCUGCUAUUUAUGUAUGUGCAACCUAAAUCUAUUCGCUCUUUUGAAAGUGACAGAAUGGUCUCUGUGUUUUACACUUUAGUCAUCCCUAUGCUUAACCCCUUGAUUUACAGCUUAAGGAACAAAGAGGUAAAAAAUGCCUUCUACAGAAUCUUUAAGAUUUCUUUAUCUUUUGUAUUCCAUAUUCAAUAUAGAAUAUUGUUCUAG